Molecule: messenger RNA, 769 nt
Organism: Eupeodes corollae
Lineage: Eukaryota; Metazoa; Arthropoda; Insecta; Diptera; Syrphidae
Exons: 3
Coding region: 38-706 (222 amino acids)
Source: RefSeq, a predicted model, not a curated record
UUCAGUUCACAGUUAACACUUACCAUAAUCGGGCACAAUGAUUUUCCAUCACAAAAUUACGUUUCUUCUUCUGGCGGUCGCAGUUGUUGUUUCAUCAAAUAAAUUUUUUGAUUCAAUUAAUCCAUCAUCCGGUGAAGUUACAUUUAAUAUGAGAAAUAUUAACGACGAUAAAAAUGGAAGAGGAAUAAUAGCAAAGACCAAGUUUGAGGAGCGACGGAGUUUUUUCCACCUUUUCAACGUUCCAUAUAUCGUUUGUUUUUUUGCUGCAAAAGGAAAAUGGCCGUUUUUCCCUAAUUUUAUGCAAGUUCAAGUAGACCAAGUUGGACGGUCUAUUUUUCCGCAGAGUGAUAGUUUUAUAAGGAAUUAUUGUCAGAAGUGGAUACAAAUUAAGGAAUGCUUCCGUCCUCAUAAUAUAGUUUCAUAUCCUGAUGCACCACCGCCACCAACUACAGAGCCACCAGCUCCCAUUAAUACCGAAGUUGAAACAAUCGCAACAGAUCCUCCAACAACAGUUUGUUCAUGUGCUCAACGGGCUAUAGAACAAUUCAGACCUGCUCCGGUGGUGUUCUUCGAUAAAAAUUACAUUGGAAAUGUUAGCGCAGAAACGAUUAGGAACACAAUUGAAUUCUUGGAAAGUUUCCUACCACCACCAACUAAAAAGCCCAAGAGAAAGCUCAAGAUACGGGAGCGUAUUUUAAUGGAAUAAAUCAAACAAUUUAUAAAAACAAAUAUUCAAAUAAAUUUAAUAACUUUAAAACUCAUCAAUUAG